Molecule: messenger RNA, 1086 nt
Organism: Cyphellophora attinorum
Lineage: Eukaryota; Fungi; Ascomycota; Eurotiomycetes; Chaetothyriales; Cyphellophoraceae
Product: putative alpha/beta hydrolase
Exons: 2
Coding region: 1-1086 (361 amino acids)
Molecular function (GO): hydrolase activity
Source: RefSeq, a predicted model, not a curated record
AUGUCCGGAACGCCAGUCCCAAACCCCAAUCCGUACGUCGACCAAGACUGUGCAGCCUUCGAAGAACAAGCAGCCACACUCGCAGAUGGUGCCUCCCUGGCCUCGGUCUCAGCAAGUCAAUUCCGCCAGCUUCUCAAAGAGUUCCAGACUCCGGCGCCAAAGCACUCCGGCAUUACUACAGCGCACUUUGAGGUCAAGACGUCCGCCUUUGGCAAUGUCAAGACCUUCUUGGUCAAGCCUAGUCAUUCGGAACAGGAUCUGCCAGUGAUCUUCUACGUCCAUGGUGGCGGAUGGAUCAGCGGUGAUUUCUUCGACUGGGAGAGCUUGGUCUUUGAUUUGGUUGAGAGGACCGGAUUCGCACUUGUGUUUCCUCAUUACACACUAGCUCCCGAAGCAAGAUUUCCAACUCAGCAAGAGCAGUGUCUCGAAGUCCUUCAAUACAUCGUCAAGCACGGCCGCACUAAAGGCCUGAUGCCGAACAAGAUUGUCAUAGCCGGCGACAGUGCAGGAGGACAGAUUGUUCCCGCCAUCAACAUCCUCAACCAGCAACGCGAUCUGGACUUGCCCAUUAGCCAUCAGAUCUUGAUGUUCCCUGCCAUCGACAGCUCCACGGUGGUAACCCGCUUCUCGGAAUUCCUGUUCCAAGAUGGUCCACUAAUCAAUGAGGCUUUCCUCAUUGAGUCUCUGGACGAUUACUUUGGUCCACUGCCGGUCAGCGCUGCGGAUCGAUCGUCAAUACUGGCUUCGCCUAUUCUGAUGACAGCGGCGCAAGCGAAGGAGUUCAUGCCUCCGACUACAAUUGUUACGGGUCAGGCUGACUAUUUGAGAGAUCAAGGGGAAGACUUUGCGAGACUUUUGCAGACUAGUGGUGUGGAGUGUGGUGUCUUGCAGGGUGUGGCACUUUUACAUGACAGCGUUGUUUUCAAUUUGGCGAGGAAGAGUCCUACUGUUGAGUUGAUCAUGAUCAUGGUUGCUGGGAAGAUCAAGGAGGUACUUGGAGAGGGAAAGGGGGUGAAGGGCCUGGUUGAGCAGAAUGGAAAUGGAGAGCCUCUCGAGCAUGGUGGGAAAAGGAAAAGAAGAUCAUGA